ACACUGAAGGAUCAUCAAACUAUAGCCAAAAUGACCAAAAUGCCCCUUGUUGGUUUUCUUUUUCCCUCAGAUUUUUUUGUUCUUUGCUUGUUCCCUCCAUAACCAUAACCAUAGCCAUGACGAUGACGACUUCCGUUUUUGAAGGCUGACGUGUACAACUCCUUCACAUUAGGAAGACCCGCUCCUUCCUUUCUUUGUUUAUAGAGAGAGAGAGAGAAACACAAUCACAAUUCACAAACCACAAAGACAAAGACAAAGACAAAGUCACAAUCACAAACACACUCCAAUUCUCUUCUUUCGUUUUUGUGUUUUUCACCUCUUUAUCCAUUUUGUCUCUCUUCUUGAAACUUUUGUUCUUUUUCAAUUUUUGAGGUAUAUGUUAUAAUGCCUCAUUCAAAAUUAAAAAGGUGAUAGUGCUUUAUGAGAACCUGCAUUGCCGUUUUUUAUUCAAUUGAAUGUGGUGAGCUUCGUUGGAUAAUUUUCUGGGAUAUGCUUCUGUGAUCACAGAUAUGACCAACAAAAGUGCCGAAUUGUCUCAGGGAACUACCGGGGCCACUAUUCCCCUCCCUUCUACACCCCGGCCUCGGCCACCUGAGCAUCAAUUUCCUCCGCGAGAGGUUCAGCAAAAUCGCGCCGGAAACACGAAUACGAUUUUCAAGAGUGGGCCACUUUUCAUAUCUUCUAAAGGAAUUGGAUGGACAUCUUGGAAGAAAAGGUGGUUUAUUUUGACACAAAAUUCACUUGUUUUCUUCAGAAGUGAUCCGAGUGCUGUCCCUCAGAAAGGAAGUGAAGUAAAUUUGACUCUCGGUGGCAUCGACCUAAACAAUUCAGGCAGUGUCAUUGUCAAAGCAGACAAGAAACUUUUGACAGUACAGUUUCCUGAUGCUCAUGAUGGACGAGCAUUCACACUUAAGGCCGAAACUACAGAAGAUUUAUAUGAGUGGAAGACGGCACUUGAGAAUGCUCUAGCACAAGCACCCAGUGCUAACAAUAUGAUGGAGCAAAAUGUGAAGGAUAAGGAACCAGUUAAAUCCAUUGUCAUUGGCCGACCAAUUUUACUUGCUCUGGAGGAUGUCGAUGGAACUCCAACAUUUUUGGAGAAAGCCCUAAGAUUCAUAGAAGAAUAUGGAGCCAAUGUAGAAGGGAUCUUGCGACAAGCAGCUGAUGUUGAAGACGUUGAACGACGAGUUCGGGAAUAUGAACAAGGAAAAACUGAGUUUACUGCAAAUGAGGAUGCACAUGUUAUUGGUGAUUGUGUCAAGCAUGUGCUUCGGGAAUUGCCAUCAUCUCCAGUUCCUGCAUCUUGUUGCAAGGCACUGUUAGAAGCUGUUCGCACUGAUCGUACCAGAAGGGUUUCUGCUAUGCGCAUAGCCAUAAAUGACACAUUCCCUGAACCAAAUCGCCGCUUAUUGCAAAGAAUACUCAUGAUGAUGCAAAUUGUUGCUUCCCGCAAAUCUGUGAAUCGAAUGAGCUCCUCAGCUGUGGCAGCUUGCAUGGCACCCUUGCUUCUUCGCCCCCUUCUAGCUGGAGAAUGUGAGAUUGAAAAUGAUUUUGAUGUUGGUGGUGAUGGUUCUAUGCAAUUAUUACAAGCAGCUGCUGCAGCCAACCAUGCUCAAGCAAUUGUUAUAACUCUAUUAGAAGAAUAUAAUAACAUAUUUGGGGCUGAUGGUUGUGGUUCUCCUGGCCCUGAUAUAUACUCUGACUCGGAUGAUUUGGAAUCUGAGAGUGAAGAGGCUACUGAUGAAGACUUGUCCUAUGAUGAAGAAUAUGACGAUGAAGAAGAUGAAUCAGUUCAGGAGUCUGAUGAAGAUGCAGAUGAAGUUGGUAGUGGAUCCGACGGUGAGAAUGGAGAGUCUGAGACCGAUUAUAGAUCUGAGAAGGAUCCUGAACAAUCUAAUUCAAAAACUCAUGGUCUAGAAAAUAAAGCAAAAAAGCAUGGGGAUGCCAAAGGCAGCGAAAGUAUCACAAGUCAAACUAAUACUGCUGAAGCAGUUGGACAAGCUUCUGCUAACCCGAAAAAAGCGCAUGAUUCACCUUCUCCGACCCCAUCUUACAAAAAAUCUGCAACUAUAUCCAAUAGUCCAGAUUCUCGGCGCAACUGUUUGGGUCGUACCUCUGCAAGGAAGAACCUUUCCAUGGAAUCCAUUGAUUUCACUGUUGAUGAUGAUGAGGAAGUCGAAAAGCUUCAAUAUACAAAGAAAGACUUACAAAACCAAAUUGCAGAGGAGACCAAGGCAAAUGAAAAUCUGCAAUCUCAUAUUGACAACAGAGCU
Molecule: messenger RNA, 2273 nt
Organism: Arachis duranensis
Lineage: Eukaryota; Viridiplantae; Streptophyta; Magnoliopsida; Fabales; Fabaceae
Product: rho GTPase-activating protein REN1
Exons: 18
Biological process (GO): signal transduction
Source: RefSeq, a predicted model, not a curated record